Messenger RNA from Topomyia yanbarensis, 3038 nucleotides. RefSeq names its product inhibitor of nuclear factor kappa-B kinase subunit beta (gene IKKbeta). The coding region runs from base 295 to 2688 and encodes 797 amino acids. The record is from RefSeq and is a predicted model, not a curated record. Gene Ontology annotation, biological process: peptidyl-serine phosphorylation; positive regulation of transcription by RNA polymerase II; tumor necrosis factor-mediated signaling pathway. The transcript has 5 exons. Gene Ontology annotation, molecular function: IkappaB kinase activity; ATP binding. Gene Ontology annotation, cellular component: cytoplasm; IkappaB kinase complex. Lineage: Eukaryota; Metazoa; Arthropoda; Insecta; Diptera; Culicidae.
UUUGCUACGCACGUUCGUGUCAAAUUUUAAGAAAAAUAAACAUCAGGGAAGGUAAUUUAAACGGAGCAAAGAUUUUAUAAUUAGAACGCAAUUCACGCAUCGGACGGGAUGCGCGUAACCGGAUAAUCUGAACCCGUCGUUAGGCUAUAAAUAGCAGCAAUAUUUCCUUCCAUCAUAACUGGUGAAAGCUCUUUAAGCUACUUUCUGAUCGAGCGGCGUCGUGGUGGAAUCUAGAUUGAUCGGCAUUGGAAUUGGCAUAUUGGCACCAAAAGCGGAUGAGUAAUUGCUGAAAAAAUGUUGGCUCAAGAGGAUCCCUCUUCUAUUGGAGAAUGGUACCGCGAAAAACGACUUGGCAGUGGUGGCUUCGGAGUGGUCACAUUAUGGAAGAACCAACAAACGAAGGAGAUGGUUGCGAUAAAAAAAUUCCACAUUCUUCAAGAUAAGAGUGAGAUGACCGAAAAACACUGCGAGCGCUGGCGGAACGAGGUAUCGCUAAUGACAAACAAGGUUCGAAAUGAAAAUAUUGUUAGCACAGUACAGGUCAAACCGGAUAGUUUUAUCAUAGAAUUGGCGAAAAUUUCAGCGAACAAAUUGCCUAUACUUUGUAUGGAAUAUUGUGAGGGUGGUGAUUUGAGAAGGGUUUUAAACCGAGCCUCGAACUGCAGUGGACUGCGUGAGCUUGAAGUGAGAGACAUUCUGCGAUCAUUGCGAAAUGCAAUAUCGUGUUUGCACAGCCUGAAGAUAACCCAUCGCGAUAUUAAGCCAGAAAAUAUCGUGUUGAAGCAAGAGGGCGAUCGAGUAGUUUACAAACUCACCGACUUGGGAUAUGCCAAGGCUCUGGAUAAACAAAGUUUGAAUGCAAGCUUGGUUGGUACAGUGGAAUAUAUCGCACCGGAUUUAAUUUAUUGUGACCGUUACAACUGUUCCGUUGAUUACUGGUCGAUGGGAAUAAUCGGGUUUGAAAUUAUAUGUGGAAUUCGGCCUUUCAUUCCACACGCAACGGUUGCAAAAUGGAUGAUGCAUGUGCAGCUGAAGAAAUCGAUGCACAUUGCAAUCACGGAAGACAAUAGCGAUAACUAUGUUUAUCACAGUGAAAUUUACCCCCACAAUCAUAUUGCACCGGAUUUAAAAAAUCAUCUUGAAAAGUGGCUUAGGUUGGCUUUAGAAUGGAAUCCGAAACAGCGGGGUUAUGUAUUUCAGACCGGCACCAAAGAGGAGACCGACCAACAGUUGAAAUCGGUAACGUUUGCCGACAGUCCGGCUGGUAGCAAGCAGCCGGUUCAAGUGUUGAAGGUCUUCUCCAUGCUGGACGACAUUCUACAGAAGAAAUUUUUGACAAUCUUCUGUCUGUUCAACUGUAGUUUUCUUAGUAUGGAAAUUGAUGAAUCAAGCGAUCUUGAUAUGAUUAAAGAUCAUAUCGAAGCAAAAACGAACAUUGCACGGGACGCGAUUGAGUUCGUGCUUCCACUCGAGCAAAAGUUGGACCGUGUUACGGAGAGCACAAAACCAAUUGAUCUCUAUCUAGCCGGUUUAUACGAGAAACCGAUGCUCUAUGUAGUCAACAAACAAGGUGCCAUUAUUCAGCCGGAUUUAAAGCCGGAAAUACCAAAGAGCGUGUCGGAUGUGUUCCAGAACAUUAGGGUAAAAUUGAAGCCGCACAUGUUGCGGCAGUUUGCCGGUAAUGCGCACUUUUUCGUGACAAACGAACAGCGCCUGUACGUCUUGGCACUGGAAGGAAUAAAAAAUUACGCAUUGGUGCUAAACGAAGAGAUUGUCAAAUGCAAGGACGAGGUCGGACAACUGAAUAAGAUUACGUACGGAAUAAGUGGCGGCUUGGAGUACCAUAAGCUGACAUUGAAUCAUACACAGGAAAAGAUGAGUGCGAAAAAGCUAUCAAAUGUUACUCUGCGGCAAUCCUUCACUUUAUGGCAAGAACGUUGUUCUCGGAUGGAGGCGAGCAUUUUGAAGCUAAUCGAAGUAGCCGACAAGGUUACCAAACGGUACGAUUCGGUGCUAAAGCGUAGCCGUGAUUCUGUUGGUCACCAUCUCCUGAAAGAUUAUGAACAGCAGGACCAUUUCAACUUGAAAGGAUUAGAUGGUCGGUACGAAAUUGUCCGAGCACAGAUAUUAGAGAAGAAUACGCACGAAAAAUCGCACAUUGAUAUGCUACAGGCGGUCUAUGAGUGUCUGAAGAAGCGUGACAUUUUAUUGCGGGAUUAUGCUUUUAAGGAACUCCAGCAACAGCUAGUAGACAUUCGUCGUGAAAUGCAGGAAAUACGAAAAGCUCUGCAAAAGGCUUUAGAGCACGCAGAAAAGUUCAAGAAAGAGCUCGCCAGGAUGACUUUGGAACACAACGAUAAUAUCUGGAAUCUGCUGCAGAAUUUGUUAGAGAGCACACAAAAACUAACUUCCAAUGAAAACCCUGCAACGCUUUCGGAUAUUGAACAACUGAUGGGUUCGGUUAGUUUGCAAUCAAAAGCCUGCAAUGGAGGUCUUCCGAAUGGUCCAGAUUUUCAUGUCGGCGGCACAGUAUCAUCUCUGCAGGAUUCUCUGGGAAAAAGCUUAUUGAGCAAAAGCUUACUCUGCUUUGGCGAAGGACCGGAUGUGGAAUCGUUGAUAACAGCAAAUAAUUCGUUGAUAAUGACAACUGAUGAUCUAUUAAACGAUGGAUUUGAUUUCUUCAAGUAGUCAUAAACAAAAGAUGUUACCCAGUCUUAAUCUUAAUUACAACGGAUGGCUUCUUGAAUGAGUGUAUUUUUCAAUAAUGACAGCAACAUCAGAAGAGAAUCGGAUUCGAUUGAUCCACAUUAUUCGAGAGAUCAUUCCGUCGUAAUAAUUAUUGAAUAAGACUGAAUAUCUGUCAAUUAGAAUCGUGCCUAUUCUGUCAUUGACGGUACAUUGUUGUAAGGAGACCGUGACAAAUUUGAUCAACUAUUAUUUUAUUCUUAUGUGAUACACAGCUACUUUUGUACAUAAAACGUAUUGUCUGUAACAUGUAUCUUCUACUAAAUGCAAUUAAAAUAAUUUUAUCUUUAAUA